GGCUGUUUGGUUAUUGGUUAUGCUCUUGCAUCAAGCUUUUGCGUGACGAAUAUAAUUGUUCUAAUCUUUAAUUUUUAUCACUUUUGAAUAAUCAUUAGUCUUCUGAUACUCCUCUGAACUAUUUAGUACAGUGCCAAACUCAUUUUGCGCCUCGCUCGAAGUGCGUUCCCUGUCAAUCCAUUUGUUCCACCCCGUGUCACCACAGGACAUGUCUCCUUAGUGAGCUGCAUUUUUUCUUGCACUGAAACUUUCGACGAUCACCUUCGCAAAAUGUUUCUCACACCAUCGCUCCUGUCGUUUCCCUUUUAUAGGCUGAUGAAUGAUGACUACAUUCCAUCGAAGAACGUUCAAGGUCCGUUCAAGUCUGGCUUCAUGUUUUUGCUGAGACUAGCAUGGCAGUCUAGACUUCGUUUGCCUGCUUUAGUUUUUCUCGCUUACAUGCUUUUUGACAUUCGUAUUCAGUUUGAGAUGGAUAUUCACCCGCAACGAGAGCUUAUAGAUGAUGAUGACGAUGAUGAUGAUGAUGAUGAAGAUGAUGAUGACGACGAUGAUGAUGAUGAUGAUGAUGAAGAUGAUGAUGAUGAAGAUAUUGAAAAUGAAGAAGAAGAGGUUUAUGAACUCGAUGAAUUUGAGCCUAAGGUGACCAGAGGCGAGAUAGUUUUCCAGAACGCAACUAAAGAACAAUGAAACUAUGCAGCGCCAACUACAAGAUCAAUCAGCUGCACUUGAAAAAGAUACUAAAGCAAUUUCAUCCAUCUUUGUCUCACCUGAGACAGAUAAUUCAGCCAGUAAAACACUACGCUCACUUUAAGGUACUCCUUUUUUUUCGAGGCAAAAAUGGUGUGUUUUGAUGUUCUGCUUGCAGCAAAUAUCUUCAGAUGAAUAUUCAACCUUCAAAUGUGAGGUAGAUCUAAAGAUCUUUCUGUCCUAAGUGCGACAAAUCACCAAUUUUGAAGCAGAAAUGCUGGGUCGCAGGAAUCGUUCAGGAUUUUCACACUUGCGUAUGGUGAUGUUAAAUACAAGGAGAUGAUAUUGCCCAAUAGGUCAUUAAAAUUACACCCAAACUUUUAAGCUUUAAGAAGUUGUGCCAGAGAUCUAAUUUAUUUUUUUAUUUUUUUCAUGUCACAGGAAUUUUGUACUUACAUUCAAAUCAAUAAUGAAUGACAGGAAGAGUGCACCUCAUUGAUCUUAUUUCAAAUGGUUCAAUUUUCACUAUUUAUUUUUGUGUGUUUACAUUUACAUGGCUGGUAUCAUACAAGAAGUUCUCAUCUGGUUGGUCUAGAAUUUUAAAUUUUAUGAAUGAAUGGUACUUGGAUUGCUAAUUUUUUAUUCUGGGCAAUCAUUUUACAUCAAUAUUCAUGAGAUUUUUUAAAAAUUGUUUUUUAAAGCUGUUUAGUGGGGAUCUUACAACCUACAGUUUUUAUGAAGUGACAGGAUUACAUAACCUGCAUUACCUCCCAGAAUUUUCUUUUAACAAAUGAUGUACAGAGUUGCCAUUUUUUUUUUCACUACCUCAAAUACCCCUGAGGGGUUAAUCCUUCACUUGCCCCCCAGCCCUUCUCAAUCUCUCACUACUCAACAACCAGCCCAAGGCAACCCUUGCUCGGGUGGCCUUGCUGUGAAUUGAACUAGGGACCUUUAAUGAAAGGGUCAGUGGCACAACCAUUAUGCCAUGGAAGGCGAACAAUUAUAAUGACUAUCUUUCAGAACAAUGUCAUAAGCAAAAACAUUUUGGUGGAGCUAAUCAUUGAAAGCAGCAAGCACUUGAAGUGUAAAGCUGAAAAUUUUGGAGGGAGAGUGUAAGAUAAAAUAGAGUGUCAACUGUACGAUUUUGCACAGAAUCAGGUUGCUGCUUCUACUAAUUACAGAUUUUUUGGCUUUGAAGAUCCAAUGCAAGGUCAAUUAGAAGUUUUAAUAAGUCACCAAAUGACUGUCAAAAUGAGAGUCCUGCAAAUCCAUUUCAGAAAAUUAAAUUUUUUCCUGGCAAAAUUGUGCAGUACAAAAAAAUUUGCCAAAUUUCAUCCUAUCUAUCCUUACAAUAAUUUUUGACGCACUGAUUGUGCUCAUCGCUGAAAAAAAAUAAAACAUGGCAGUGUUGUAGAGCAAUUUUUUCUGAGAGAAAAAUUUGAAAUGGAGUGAAAGUAGGUAGUCAAACACCUCUACCUCUUCUUUUCUCAAUUUUGAUAAAAUGACAAGAAUACAAUCGUUCCAAGGUGCUCUGUAAUAACAUUUAUUAGCUGUGCAAACUUUAAGACCUUGUUCGUAAUGUUGUUUCUUUUAUCCGAUUAUGCCAACCCUGGAUCUCAACUUAGUGACAAGAAUUUGCUCUUAAUCUUUUCCAGAUUAAAUCAAAGAGAUGGAAAUCAAUAAACUUGUUUUCGCAAUUCCAUACCUAUCCAACUUAACGUAUAAAUUAGUAUACCAUCUAUCGUAGUUUAGCUAUUAAUUUAUCGUUUCCUUUUUCUCACCGUUGGAUCUGUACAAUUAAAAUGGCUGUAUCAGCCUGAUAAUUUGUUUGUGUUAAGGACAAGUUUUCUCAUGUAUAUUAACCUUGAAGCUCUGAGGCAUGAUCCAAGAUUCUCUGUUCCGAAAACUCGAACCUCUUAUUGAGUUUUUCGCUGGAUUUAGUGCUUCCCAUCAGUCAGUUAAUGGUAACAGACGUUAAUAAAGCAGCACAUUGUGAAUCAGUCUUGAGGACCUCAGUUUUUAGCAACAAGAUGAGUCAUUAUUUGUAUCUCGCUAAAUUUAAUUGAGCACUCGAGUUAACAACAAUAUCAUUUCUUCGUCAUUUAUUUUUCUCAGAGUCAGCACCUACUAAGUUUGUUCACUCCUAGAAUGCGACAGAAAAUCCGCCAUCUUGCUGCUUGUGUUUACUCUCCAUGCAAAAACGACGUUUGAUGACCUUCUGUUGCAGUCCAAAAGUGCUUAAACUUAUUUGUUGAGGACGCUAUAAAGUUACGAUUUCUUUGUAAACAUCAGGAUCUAAAAGUUCGAUGGAAGUUAUACAUUUAAAGUUUCUUUUUUUCUUUAAUUCUAUGCAUGAAUGUAAUUUUUACUCACUCAAUAUUGAUACCUUCUUUUCUCCCAAAGAAGAUUAUGUA
Messenger RNA from Bemisia tabaci, 3101 nucleotides. RefSeq lists its product as uncharacterized. The record is from RefSeq and is a predicted model, not a curated record. NCBI's taxonomy places the organism in Eukaryota, Metazoa, Arthropoda, Insecta, Hemiptera, Aleyrodidae.